AUGAACACGCAGUGGAUUAUUCUUCUGAUUUCGAUCCCACAGAUCCCCGGAUUUCUUGAGUUCAACAAUGUGCGCUGCAUUGUCCGGGAUAAGAAGUUCAUGGAGUAUGACUACUGCUUCUUGAAGUCCGUGAACCGCACUUUCAAGUACCUGUCCCUAAAGACCAAGAUCCACCGUCUACCUAUUGAAGAAUGUGUGACUAUGGUCCAGAUUCGACAGCGGGAGAACCGAAGGAUUCUGUACAACUUCGACGUGAAACUGGAUGGUUGCAAGUUCCUGCGGGAUCGCAGCAACGUCGUGGCCAACUGGCUUUAUCAGAUCUUUGAACCCUUCUCGAACAUGAACCACACCUGCCCAUAUAACCACGACAUCAUUUUGGAGAAAGUGCCGGUACAGUAUGUGAAUAAACUCAUCCAGACAGUCAUUCCCGAUGGCAGAUUCUACAUAAACUCCUCCUGGGUCGUUGGGGGCAUCACGCGUACCGAUUUCCUCAUCUACUUUACGAAGUCCUAG
Drosophila bipectinata is the source of this 513-nucleotide messenger RNA. RefSeq lists its product as uncharacterized. The record is from RefSeq and is a predicted model, not a curated record. NCBI's taxonomy places the organism in Eukaryota, Metazoa, Arthropoda, Insecta, Diptera, Drosophilidae.